GUGUGAAGGAGGACAGACGGGACAGUUCCUUCUCCUUUACUAAGCAGAGACACGGACUGGUCCCGGUGUCCUCGAGGAGCCGGAGUCUCCAGGACCUGCACUUCUUCAGGACGGCUCAGCCGUACAGACUCAAGGACCAGGAUGUGCCCCUUGGGAGCAGUGCCCCCCCCCCGGCGAGCGGCCUGGGCACCCCCCCUCUGCUCAUCCCCUUUAACUCCAACGACGUGUUCGUGUGGGCGGUGCUGCACCAGCGCCAGCAGAUGGCGCUGUUCCUGUGGCAGCACGGCGAGGAGGCGCUGGCCCGGGCCACGGUGGCCUGUAAGCUCUACCGCUCCAUGGCCGCCGAGGCGCGGCAGAGCAACAUGGACGACAACGUCUCGGAGAGGUUCAGGACGUAUUCUCUGGAGUUUGGCCAGCUGGCGGUGGACCUGUUGGACCGAGCGUUUCUGCAGAACGAGCAGAUGGCGAUGAAGCUGCUGACGGCGGAGAUGGAGGCGUGGAGCCGCUUCACCUGUCUGCAGAUGGCGGUGUCCUCCAGUCACCGGCCGUUCGUCUCGCACUCCUGCACGCAGACGCUGCUCACAGAUCUCUGGACCGGCUCACUCAACAUGAGGAAGAACUCCUUCCUCAAGAUCAUUCUGAGCCUGCUUCUGCCCCCCGCCAUCCUGCUGCUGGAGUUUAAAAGUGAAGCAGAAAUGUGCCACGUCCCGCAGUCCCACGAGGCCUUGCUGUUCGGUCUGGAGUCCGUGAAGUCGCCGCCCGUCCCCGAUGGAGCCAAUCACGUGGUAGUGACCCGCCGGCAGGACACUCGCCCAGCGCCGCUCUCCCAGCCUAGAGCAGAGUGGAG
This is a messenger RNA of Etheostoma cragini (Arkansas darter), 847 nucleotides long. Its product is annotated as transient receptor potential cation channel subfamily M member 7-like. Gene Ontology annotation, biological process: monoatomic cation transmembrane transport. Gene Ontology annotation, cellular component: apical plasma membrane. The annotation marks the transcript as partial. Lineage: Eukaryota; Metazoa; Chordata; Actinopteri; Perciformes; Percidae. Gene Ontology annotation, molecular function: monoatomic cation channel activity. The record is from RefSeq and is a predicted model, not a curated record. The transcript has 4 exons.